UCAGUUGCAGUCGGAUUUCGGCCGUGCGACAUCGUCCCCAAGCCUCACAGCUCCCCUUUUAACCAAAUUUCCUGCAGUUUUCACGCGGAUACUCGUUUGGAGGAAAGAUCUUUUAUGGUCCUGGCCGAAGAUUGCACGAUGUCUCGCACCGACGAGGUUCACCGAGUGACGGAAAAUGUCUACAAGACAAUCAUGGAGCAGUUCAACCCCUGCUUACGGAACUUUGUUGCCAUGGGGAAGACCUACGAGAAGGCUCUUGCCAAUGUGACAUUUGCUGCGAAAGGCUACUUCGACGCUCUGGUGAGAAUGGGCGAGCUGGCCAGCGAGAGUCAAGGAUCCAAAGAUUUGGGCGACGUGCUCUUCCAGAUGGCUGAGGUCCACAGGCAGAUCCAAGUGCAGCUGGAGGAGAUGCUGAAGUCUUUCCAUAACGAGCUGCUAUCGGAGCUGGAGAAGAAGGUGGAACUGGAUGCUCGCUACCUGACUGCGGCGCUGAAGAAAUACCAAGUCGAGCACAAGAACAAAGGGGAGAGUCUGGAGAAGUGUCAGGGAGAACUAAAGAAGCUUCGCCGAAAGAGCCAGGGCAGCAAGAACCCGUCCAAGUACGGCGAGAAGGAGAUGCAGUUCGUGGAGACCAUCAGCAGUAAGCAGACGGAGCUGGACACCUUCAUCGCUGAAGGAUACAAGACAGCCUUGUCCGAGGAGCGUCGGAGGUACUGCUUCCUGGUGGAUCGCCAGUGUGCCGUGGCCAAAAACAGCAGCGCCUACCAUGGCAAGGGUAAAGACCUUCUGACUCAGAAGAUCCCGGUGUGGCAACAGGCCUGUUCAGACCCCAACAAGCUCCCUGAGAGGGCCAUGCUUCUGGCCCAGCAGAUGGGAUCCGCCACCAUGAGCGGCGCCAGCCCCCUGCACACCUCCAAAUCCAACCUGGUUAUCUCUGACCCCAUCCCGGGAGCCCAGCCGCUUCCCGUUCCUCCCGAGCUGGCUGUGUUCAUGAGUGGUGGCCUCGGGCACCAGGCGAGGCUGAUGGGCCCCGAAGGCCUGUCCAUGGUCAAUGGGACAACGGGAGUCCACGGGGAGGAAUACUGGACCGAUGGAGGGACUCUGUCCCAAGUCAGGCCUUCGUCUCCCCAGACCCAGGCACAGGUGCAGUCCCAGGCCCAGCCUCAGAGACAGGUCAGCGACGUCUACUCCAACACCCUCCCUGUCCGCAGGCCAGGCCCCGCCAAGAACAAGAACCCAGUGGGUGAGACACGGACCCUCCCCAGGUCCAGCUCCAUGGCAGCGGGCCUGGAGAAGAACGGGCGUUCCCGCGUGCAGGCCAUCUUCUCGCACGCCGCCGGCGACAACGGCACCCUGCUCAGCUUCUCAGAGGGCGAUGUCAUCACUCUGCUGGUGCCGGAGGCCCGUGACGGCUGGCACUAUGGCGAGAACGAGAAGAACAAAAUGCGUGGCUGGUUCCCCUUCUCCUACACGCGAGUGCUGCCUGAGACCGACAGCGAGAAGCUCAAAGUGAACCUACAUCACGGAAAGAGUAGCAGCACGGGCAACCUCUUGGAGAGCGACCAAUCCCUGCCCACACCCGACUAUGGCCUGACCGCCCGAUUGUUGGCGCAGAGUCUGGCGCAGACCCGCCCCAGGCCCUACAGCAUGGCAGGCUUUGGCACUCAGCCUGCAAUUGAGGAUUAUGAUGGCCGCUUUGCCACAAGUUUGGCUCCAGAGUUGUCCCGCUUCUGAGGGAACAGAAUUUCUUGAACGAUCCAUGGAGGUCUACCUCCGGCCCACCUUCACUGACGACCGAUCUGCCACCAUCUUCUACUAGCGGCCUGCGGUUCCCCUUUCAGCCAUUAGAAAGCGUGGUUUUGGUUGUUGUUUUUUUAUUUAGGACAGAAAUAUAGUGGGGAGAGUUCAAAGUUGAAUGAGUAGUUCCCCUACUUGGACGUUUACCUAAUCCAUUCGUUUAAAGACUAAAGGCAAGGAAAUACAGCACACAAAGCUUGCAAGAUUAUGAGAAUAAAGUCAAUACGUUCUUGUACAUUUUUUUUCUUUUUUUUUUUUCUUCAUACAGAAACAUAACAAAUCAACUAAAGAGCCAAAGUUGAAACGGUAGUUUUCUUAAGUUUAACAUUAAUUUACUUACAAGAAUGAAGUCAGGGUAAUACAACCCAAAAAGUUGCAAUAUUAUGGGAGUCCAUUCAAAAUAUUACACAAGUAGAAUUUCAUUUGCAUAGAUUCAGUAUCAUCCAAAAAGUUGAAUGUUACAAGAAUUGUCUUUGUUUUAUGACAUUGAAGUUAGAUUUUUUUUUUUAAUCCAAAUUUUUUUUCUUGUGAAAAAAAAUAAUUCUCAUAAUUUUGUGACUUUUUCAUACAUUAUAUAAGAACUAGAUUCUUGUAAGAUCAUUUUUUCAUGCCCUUUCAACUUUCUUUUUUACAUGAUGACUUUAUUCUUAUAAUUGUACCACUAUGGAAAAAGAAAAGUACUUUUGUCACAGAAACAAAAAAAAACUGCCUAGAUUCCAGCAGUUCACAUUCAUUUAAGUACAUGAAAAAAUGGAGAGGGUUUGUUAUUACAAGAGCAAAAAGUUAUGUUAAGACAAAAAAUGAAAUAUUACGAGCAGAAAUUCUUCUUCCAAGCGGG
This is a messenger RNA of Hippocampus comes (tiger tail seahorse), 2635 nucleotides long. RefSeq names its product BAR/IMD domain containing adaptor protein 2a (gene baiap2a). Bases 115 to 1734 code for a protein of 539 amino acids. Gene Ontology annotation, cellular component: nucleoplasm; cytosol. Lineage: Eukaryota; Metazoa; Chordata; Actinopteri; Syngnathiformes; Syngnathidae. The transcript has 15 exons. The record is from RefSeq and is a predicted model, not a curated record. Gene Ontology annotation, molecular function: cytoskeletal adaptor activity; protein binding. Gene Ontology annotation, biological process: actin crosslink formation; plasma membrane organization; actin filament bundle assembly.